CCUGGAGGAGGUCGGGGCGCUGCCCGCGGGUCCCAGCACCCCAGAGGCGGCCGAGGCGCAAGGGGCCCUCUCGGCGCUGCUCUGCUCCUGGCUCGAGGGCCACCCCGAGGACCUGGGGGUGGCCCUGGGCACCCCCCUGGGCCGCCGCUUGGUGGCCGCGCUGGCGCCCGGCUCCGAGGCCGCCCGGCGCCUCGAGGCCACCGGUGUCCCCGGGGCACCCCCGCCGGCGGCGGCACCGCCCGAGGACGAGGACGAGGACGGCGCCGGGGACGCGGAGCCCCUGGACAUCCUGGGCUUCCAGGCGCAGGAGGUGGCCGAGGAGCUGACGCUGACGGAGGCGGAGCUCUUCAUGCGCCUGGUGCCCUACGAGUGCCUGGGCUCGCUGUGGUCGCGGCGGGACAAGAAGGGCCGCGAGGACGCGUGUCCCACCGUGAGGGCCACCGUGCGCCAGUUCAACCGCCUGGCGGGCGCCGUGGUCACGUCCUGCCUGGCCAGCCCGGAGCUGCGGCCACCCCAGCGUGCCCGGCUGCUCGAGAAGUGGAUCCGUGUGGCCGAGGAGUGCUGCGCGCUGAGGAACUUCUCGUCCCUCCGUGCCAUCGUCUCGGCGCUGCAGUCGAGCCCAGUCCACCGCCUCAAACGCACCUGGGACGAGACCACGCGGGAGGCCCAGCGCAGCUACGAGGAGCUCAGCGCCAUCUGCUCCGAGCAGGACAACCACAGCGCCGGCCACCAGCUGCUCUACCAGGAGAGCCCCCAGCGAGCGCCGGGCACCGAGAGCACCCAGAGGCGGCAGCCGCGGCGGCCCCACGAGCAGCGGCCCCUGCAUGUCCUUAGCGUGUCCCUCACGUGUCCCCGCAGCCACAGGCUCUCCUGCGAGAUCGAGCCCCCCGGGGAGCCGCCCCCGCGGCCACCGAAGCCCUCCCUGGUCAUCACCCACUGCACCGAGCUGCUGACGUCGGUGGGGACGCCCUCGGUGACGUGGGAGCAGCCGUGUGCCCCGGCCGAGGCCACGGGGACGCCGCCGAGCCCCGGCCACCUCCUGUCCCGCCUGGCGCAGCACGUCAAGUGGCCCUCGGUGUCGGCGCUGGACGAGGCGGCGCCGGCCGCGCUGUCCCCCGGCGUCCCCCGGGGCCACCGGCGCUCAGCCUCGUGCGGCUCGGCCGUCCCCGCCGCGUCCCCGUCCGACUGCCGCAUCAUCCGGGCGCGCAUGGAGCUGCACAACGGCAGCCUCUACAAGAGCAUCCUGAUCACGAGCCAGGACAAGACGCCGGCUGUGGUGGCCAAAGUGCUGGAGAAGCACGGGCAGGACGGGCAGGACGCCGGGCGCUUCCAGCUCGUGCAGCUGCUGCCGGGCGAGCGGGAGCUGCCGCUGCCGCCCUCGGCCAACGUCUUCUACGCCAUGAACGGCGCCAGCCUGGACUUCGCGCUGCGCCCGCGGGCGCCCGCCGACCUCAGCGCCACCUUCCCCAAGGCCCGGGCGGCCGGGCGCCGCCGGGCCCUCUUCUGAGACGUCCC
Molecule: messenger RNA, 1515 nt
Organism: Nothoprocta perdicaria
Lineage: Eukaryota; Metazoa; Chordata; Aves; Tinamiformes; Tinamidae
Gene: RGL2
Product: ral guanine nucleotide dissociation stimulator like 2
Exons: 11
Biological process (GO): positive regulation of GTPase activity; Ras protein signal transduction
Cellular component (GO): plasma membrane
Molecular function (GO): guanyl-nucleotide exchange factor activity
Source: RefSeq, a predicted model, not a curated record